Messenger RNA from Dermatophagoides pteronyssinus (European house dust mite), 4627 nucleotides. RefSeq names its product Zinc finger MIZ domain-containing protein tonalli (gene tna). NCBI's taxonomy places the organism in Eukaryota, Metazoa, Arthropoda, Arachnida, Sarcoptiformes, Pyroglyphidae. Gene Ontology annotation, biological process: protein sumoylation; regulation of transcription by RNA polymerase II. The record is from RefSeq and is a predicted model, not a curated record. Gene Ontology annotation, molecular function: SUMO ligase activity; zinc ion binding. Gene Ontology annotation, cellular component: chromatin.
UAAACAAAUGAAAGAAUAACCUGAUGCUUGUGUUAAAUACAUUAUCGACAAAUAUUCCUGAUCAUUAUGAUCAUCAUCAAUUUAAUAAUAAUCUGAAUAAUGGAUUUUUAUUAAAAAAUAAACGUCAAAAACAACAACGAAGACGACAAAAAAGUGGACAAAAAAUUAUAAACAAUAAAAUUUUAAAUAAAUCGAUUGAAAUCGAUAAAAAUAAUCCAAAUAAUAAUAAUAAUAAUAAUACAGAAAUGUCGACAACAAUGGGUUGGCAAUUUCAACAUCAACAUGCUGGUUCGAUGCAAACAAAUACCGGUCAAAUUACCGGUACUAUUCAACAACAACAAUCAUCAUCAUCAUCGGUACAAUCACAAAUGAUUGGUGGUUCAUUACCAUCAAUGAUGGGUGGUGGUGGUGGUGGUAGUAAUGGUCUCGGUAAUAAUCCACUUUCAAACACAACAACAGUAAUUCCACAUUCAACAAAUGGAAUUCCAUAUGGUGGUGGUGUAACCGCAAAUAAUAAUAAUGGCCAUUGGCCACAACAACAACAAAAAUUAUCAUCAUCAUCGAUUACGAAUCAACACAAUGGUGCCAUGAUAAAUUCCGGUUAUAAUAGUGUUGGCAAUAAUAAUAAUAAUAAUAAUAAUAAUGGUUUAAUGAUGAACAAUAAUUAUUCAAUGAAUAAUAAUAAUUAUAGUGAUCCAACUACAACAGCAUCAACAAUGUGUGGAUUAUCAUCAAAUAAUGGUAAUCAUCAUCAAUUACAACAACAACAACAACAACAUCCAAAUUAUCAUCAUCAUCAUCAUUCACAUCAAAUGUCCAAAAUGUAUGCACAACAACAACAACAACAACAACAAUCGUCACUACCGGUACAAUCACAAUUACAACAAUCAACGCCUACAAUACCAUCAACACCCACACCAAUUGUAUCAGCAACAACAACAACAACAACGACUAAACAAACUGUUUCUGGACGAAAACGAAAAAAUCAAUCACAACAACAGCAACAACAACAACAACAACAAAAUCUUCAACAACAACAACAACAAGAACCAUACAAUAUUCGUUAUAAUUCGAAUAAUGGACAAACACCUCCAAUGAAUAAUGGUGUUUUAGGUGUUGUUGGAGAUUAUCAUAGUGCCAAUAAUAAUAAUAAUAAUAAUAAUUCAAUGUUGAUGCAAUCACAUCAUCAUCAUAUGGAUGGUUCAUCCAUUAGACAUGAUUCAACAACAAUGUAUCAGCAUAUGAAUAAUUCUUAUCCAAAUCAACAAUCGUAUCAAACAACACAACAACAACGAAUGCAAUCAACAAAUUGUCUAAAUGGAUCUCUUAAUAAUAAUAAUCAAUGUACCUCGCAAUCAUCAUCUACAAUGGCUAUGACAGCCGGACAUCAAACAUGUGGUCCAACAAUGUCUGGUCAUCAUCAUUCUCAUCAUAAUGGUGGUCCACAUCAUGGAAACGGAAUGAUGAUGUCUGCUACAGCACAUCAAGAUCCGACAAUGAUGACACCAACAACAGCAAUGAAAUCAAAUAAUUAUAGCGGUGGUCGUGCAUCGACAAUGCGUAAUGUUGCUCCAUCAUCGAAUCAAGCCCCUUACUCAACAUCGGUCAAUCCAACACAACAACAUUAUUCUACUUCACAGACGCCAAAACGAUCUUCUUCUUCCUCAUCAUCAACUGCAAUGUCACAACCAUAUUCAAUGAUGAAUCAAAAUAAUGUUUAUCAUAAUAAUAAUUAUGGUAUGCAAUCACAACAAAAUCAACCUCAUUUCAAUAACUCACAGUAUCCUGUUAAUCAGAACAUGUCGUACAACCCGAAAACAUCAUCAAUGCCAUCACAGCAACAAACACAAUCGCAGCAACAACAAAUGUUCAAUAAUUCGAUGAUGCCUGUUGCAACAAUGAAUAAUGGCAACAAUAAUGGUUAUCAUCAUCAUCAUCAUCAUCAUGGACAAUCGCCGAAUGCAGUUACAGCAACAGCUACGGCCAAAUCUACUCAACAUCAACAACAACAACAACAUCAUCAUCAUCAUCAACAACAGAUGCGUAAUCAACAAGGUCAAUUCAUGUCAAGCAAUCAAUAUUAUUCACCAUCAUCAUCGACAACACCAACGGUGGCUGCAACAUCGGCUACUUCAGCUACAGCGGCAUCCGCCCAUCUUCAACAAUCACAACAAAUGGCCCAAAAUCAUUCCAAUCAUUCACAUCAUCAUUCUCAUCAUCAACAACAUCUUACGCAUCCACAGCAAGCACAAAUGCAUCAAACUCAUCAUUCACUUCAUCAAACUAAUAAUCAAAUGACUGGCAAUACAUCAAACAAUACGAUCUCAAAUAUUCAUCAUCAUCCUCAUCAAUAUGAUAUCAAUAAUUCUGGUAGCUAUGGAACGGGAGGUGUUGGUAGCCAACCUUAUGGCCAACAACAUCAUAAUAGUUCUUAUUCACAACAACAACAACAACAACAUUGGUCAAUGUCUGGUUCCGGUGGUGGCCCAAACAAUCAGAGUCAACAAUGUAAUGGUGGUGCCAUUGGUAACAAUAUCAAUUCGUAUCAACAUUCACCGAUUCCGGGAAAUCCUACACCACCAUUGACACCGGCAUCAAACAUUCCACCAUAUCUGUCACCAAAUGGUAUUGAUAAUAAAUCAUCAAAUUUAACGAUCAAUGAUGUUAAGCCAAGACUUUCUUCAAAUCAACAUGAUGACGAAAUUCGAUUAACAUUUCCGGUACAUGAUGGUAUUAUUUUACCACCAUUCCGUUUGGAACAUAAUCUUGCUGUCAGUAAUCAUGUAUUCCAUUUAAAACCAAAUGUUUAUGAAACAUUAAUGUGGCGUCAUGAUCUAGAAUUGCAAUUGAAAUGUUUUCAUCAUCAAGAUCAACAUAUGAAUACUAAUUGGCCAGCAUCGGUUCAGGUGUCGGUCAAUGCCACACCAUUAGUGAUCGAACGUAGCGAUACGAAAACGUUCCAUAAGCCAUUAUAUCUAAAAGAUAUUUGCCAAUCUGGACGUAAUAUGAUUCAAAUUACUGUGACCGCUUGCUGUUGUUCACAUCUUUUCAGUUUACAAUUGGUACAUCGGCCAACAUUACGUUCUGUGUUACAAGGUUUACUACGAAAACGUUUGCUUCCAGCCGAUCAUUGCGUGACAAAAAUCAAACGAAAUUUUUCCAACAAUGGAUCAUUGACGCCAUCACAACAAUAUGAAGAUAGUAUUGAACCGACUGCCAUUAAAGUUCCACUUAAAUGUCCGGUCACAUUCAAAAAGAUCUUAUUACCAUCACGAGGUCCAGAUUGUAAACAUAUCCAGUGUUUUGAUCUUGAAUCUUUUCUUCAAAUGAAUGCCGACAAAAGUACCUGGAAAUGUCCGAUUUGUAAUAAACCGGCUUUUCUCGAAGGUCUUGAAGUUGAUCAAUAUAUUUGGGGUAUAUUGACAUCGACCGGUUUAGAUGUUGAAGAAGUGACUAUCGAUUCGAAUGCUUAUUGGAAACCAAUCAAUAAAUAUGAUUCAGGAAACUACAAUACUUCAAAACGAUUCAAGGCUAAUUCGCCGAAUAGUAUGCAAUUGCCAACAUCAAGUUCUUGGGAACUUGGUCAAGGUCUAUCGUCAUACCAAUCAUCGAUGCCCACACCUGACAUGCAAUCUAUUUUGAAUGGAUCCAAUGUUAACAACAAUAAUAGUGUUCAAUUGAAUAACGGCAAUAACUCAUCAUUUACACAAUCAUCAUCAAUGUCGAGCUUUGAAUUUCAAUCAUCUGCAUCUGAAUUUGCACCAUUGAUGCAUGAUGUAUCUAAUGAUAUGGCAAUGUCUACUAUCAAUCCAUUGACAGCGAUAGAAAAAUCUAUUAGUCAUGUAGAACAAAAUAUGGGUCCACCAGUAUUCGGAUCUUUAGGAUCAUCAACAACCACUUCCGAUAAUACGAUCAAUAAUGGAAUACCUACCCGACCAAAUAGUAAUAAUGCAAACAAUAUUAAUAAUAAUUUAAGUUCAUUGAAUACACCUCCAUCAACUUCAUCAUCAUCGGUUGCAUCAGUUUCCAGUAAUAAUAGUGGUGGUUCGAUUAUGAAUCCCGGUAGCCAUGGCCCACAUACACCUGCAACACCAUCAUCAUCAGCAGCUGUUGGUAAUAAUAAUCAUGGUGGACCAAAUACACCACACACACCACAUACACCGCACACACCUCAUACGCCCGGUAGUUCAAUGAAUCAAACAUCAGCACCUAGAACUCCACAAGGUAGUGAACAAUCAUUAUCAUCAACAAAUAGCCAAAAUGGUAGUAGUAAAAAUGGAAACAGUAAUAGUAAUCCCGGUUCUGCUUUGAAUGAUCUCCAUUUUGAUCCAGCUGCUGUUAUUGAUGGCGAAGGUCAAGGACAAGAAACACUUAAUCUUCUUCCGGAUAACAUAGUCGAUAUGGAAUUAUUAUCCUAUCUAGAGCCACCAGAUUCAGGCCUAGGAACGGGUAAUUCAUCAAGUGUUGAUCUAAAUGGAUCAUUAACAUCGGUCGAUGAUAGUGUUGUUGCUGACGAAAUACUCUCAUUAUUUGACAAUUGAUAAUUAAACAAACAAUAGCCAGUGACCAAUGGUAUUAUUAUUAUUAUUUAAAUGACGCUGUCUUCUACGAUUUUUAUCAAAAAAAU